This is a messenger RNA of Microdochium trichocladiopsis, 1622 nucleotides long. RefSeq lists its product as uncharacterized. The transcript has a single exon. The record is from RefSeq and is a predicted model, not a curated record. The coding region runs from base 276 to 1343 and encodes 355 amino acids. NCBI's taxonomy places the organism in Eukaryota, Fungi, Ascomycota, Sordariomycetes, Xylariales, Microdochiaceae.
GCUUGAUGUCCGUUACCGGAGGUGAGAAUGUGUCGAAAUGCGGGCAUCGCCCUAAACUAUCGUAGCAGAGCGCACCUGCUCCGCCGUUCACCUAAGACGGCCAUACCCCACCACAGGCAUGCGCACUCUAACGUAGCAAGACACACCAACGUGAUUUUUGCACAGCUCGCGAUCUGCUACGAAUCAGGUUCGGCGGACGAGUUGCAGAUCCGGCUGCAGGGUGCGCAGGUCAGGGGCCCCCAAUGUGUUAAAAGUGGCAGCAGGGCCGGCUGAGGAUGUCCCGCGCCAGCGAUGCUACGUUGCGGGUUGCGCCUGUUGUUCAAUCCGGCACAGCAUCCUCCCGUGAUUAUGGCAGGCGUGGGCCACACGAUGAGCAGGCACAGAAGCGUCAGCAGCGGAGUGAGGGAAUGGCCACUGGGAGACCUGUGAUACCAGGAGCUGUGCACAACGAUGGCAACGCUCGUGUAGUCGAAGCAGACGCAGCUGCGGCAGUGGCAACGGCAGCUUCUACCACGACUAUUGCGAAGCAAGGCUACGGCGCGGGGGAAAUGAUGACGACGCCGACGACGACGACGAUUAGCAAGGCGUACUGCACGCGGUGGGAGCGAAGGCGCAUCGUCGAGUGGAUGGGCGGGAUCUACGGGAUGUGCUGCGUGUGCUCGAUGCCGCGGCCUGGGUCUGCGGUACCGCCUGCUGCUGCUGCUGCUGCUUCGAUCCAGGCGGUCCAGCCAGCGCCGCAUCCUCCGACCUCAUCGCUCGGUCCUGCUGCCUCGGCUGCUACACCGGCGAAUUCAAUUACGAGCAGGUCGCUCUCGUGGACCACGGCAUUCCGCAGUUCGACCGUGCAGCGAGCGCGCAGCAGUGGCAGAGAUGAUGAUCGCGGCGGCCGGAAAAGCAGGGCAUGCGGGACGUGCUGCCACCCGAUCGACGUGAGCGUCUCGGCGGACGGGUUGACCUGCAAGACGAAGGGCGGUUCCCUCCUGUCAGCGUCGGUCCUCAGCAAGUUCGGUGCAUCGGUCGGCCUGCGGGGGAACAAGCAGCAGCACCAAGCUAUACCAGCUGAGCUAUCAACGACGAGGUCUCUGCAAGGGCUUACUGGGCUUGCGGCAACGAGCACACAUGCACGGGAGUUGAUGACGACAUAUGGCGAGGACGACGGCGCAGUUCUUAUCGACAGCAGCGAUGCUUCCUCCACGGAGCGUUCCGCCAAUACGCUGGCGUGGCUGAGUGGUGACGGCAGCAGUGGUAGCGGAAACAAGGGCAAACCAGCACUCGAUUUGGACGAGAAAGCCGCCCGGUUGCGAAGGGCGCAGAAAUUGUUGGAGAAGUCGGCAAGCGGAUGAAGCCUUCUGGUUGGCUCCUUUGAGCGGCCGAGCGCCUCACCUUACAACAAACAGGGCAAGGCAAGCAAAAUCUGGACUAAUACCGUGGUUGUCACGUCGAAUAAUUGCACGCAUGGCAUAGAUCGCACUAUGGUCGUAUGAAACGCGACAAAGUCGUGGUCAUCAGGAGUUUGCCUCAUUCACGUCAUCUUUGAGCUGGGCAUCAUUGGCCUGCACAUGAAUGGGCACCAGUUCAGGGCUCGAUCAGCCUUCACGGGCGACAUCAGUAAUGGGAAGCGA